CCACCUCUCUAGUUGCUGCCCCCUCCUAUGUCCUUCCAACAAGCACCUGCUCUGAUCUCUCUCUCUCUGUGUGUCCCCAGAUGGUCACCAUGGGCCAGUGCUACUACAACGAGACCAUCGGCUUUUUUUAUAACAACAGUGGCAAGGAGCUCAGCUCCCACUGGCGGCCCAAGGAUGUGGUUGUGGUGGCACUGGGGCUGACUGUCAGUGUGCUGGUGCUACUCACCAAUCUGCUUGUCAUCGCUGCCAUCGCCUCCAACCGCCGCUUCCACCAGCCCAUCUACUACCUGCUGGGCAACCUGGCUGCAGCUGACCUCUUUGCCGGUGUGGCUUACCUCUUCCUCAUGUUCCACACGGGCCCGCGCACUGCCCGGCUCUCGCUGGAGGGCUGGUUCCUCCGACAGGGUCUGCUGGACACAAGCCUGACGGCGUCGGUGGCCACACUGCUGGCCAUUGCUGUGGAGCGGCACCACAGCGUGAUGGCCAUGCAGCUGCACAGCCGCCUGCCCCGUGGCCGUGUGGUCAUGCUCAUUGUGGGUGUGUGGGUGGCUGCGCUGGGCCUGGGGCUGCUGCCUGCCCACUCCUGGCACUGUCUCUGCGCCCUGGACCACUGCUCACGCAUGGCACCCUUGUUUAGUCGCUCCUACCUGGCUGUCUGGGCCCUGUCCAGCCUACUUGUUUUCCUCCUUAUGGUAGCCGUCUAUACCCGCAUUUUCUUCUACGUGCGGCGGCGGGUCCAACGCAUGGCAGAGCAUGUCAGCUGCCACCCCCGCUACCAAGAGACCACACUCAGCCUUGUCAAGACUGUUGUCAUCAUCCUGGGGGCAUUCGUGGUCUGCUGGACACCAGGCCAGGUGGUACUGCUCCUGGACGGUCUGGGCUGCAAGUCCUGCAACGUGCUGGCUGUAGAGAAGUACUUCCUGCUCUUGGCCGAGGCCAACUCGCUGGUCAACGCAGCAGUGUACUCGUGCCGUGAUGCUGAGAUGCGCCGCACCUUCCGCCGCCUCCUCUGCUGUGUGUACUUCCGUGGGUCCAGCCACGAUUCGAUCCGCUAUCUACCCUCUGAGAGGACAGCUGCCAGCACUCGCAUCAUCCUUCCCGAGAACGGCCACCCCCUGAUGGACUCCACCCUUUAGUGACCUUGAACAUCAGCGAGAUGUGGCAGCCCCUGACCCCUUGCAGAUGUGCCAUGGCUCAACCCAACCAGCAGGACAGACUUCAAGGCAAAUCCAUGUUGUGGCAUGGUGCAGCCCCACUGCCAGCCCUCCCUGGGGUGCGGGGUUUUGGGGUCAUCUCCAAGCACCUGGAGAGAGUAAGAGGGGGUGUGGAAAUCUGGCUCUUCAGUCAUCUCAAGUUUGGGGAUUUCUUACUGGACAUUCUUCUAUUUUUCUUGCACAUCCCUUGUAAGCCCUGUGGACUGUUCCUCCUACGUGGUGCUGUGGUUGUUAAGGGUAGGAGAGGUGAAGGCUGCCCGGUGGGACAGGGUAACAAGAACAGACCAGGGAUGCUCUGUCUUCCUGAGGCUGAUCCUUUAGCAGCACAGGCUGAGGGGUGCCGAGUGGGAGCUGGGAAAGAUACAUGGCCCCUUGCAGCCUCCAGGGGCUGGCCUCUCCCUGAUAGAAUUGGGUGGCUCAGUGAGAAGGGCAUGAUACAGGAAGUAAACCUUUCUUUCCACUUUGA
Galeopterus variegatus (Sunda flying lemur) is the source of this 1680-nucleotide messenger RNA. RefSeq names its product lysophosphatidic acid receptor 2 (gene LPAR2). Gene Ontology annotation, biological process: G protein-coupled receptor signaling pathway. Lineage: Eukaryota; Metazoa; Chordata; Mammalia; Dermoptera; Cynocephalidae. The record is from RefSeq and is a predicted model, not a curated record. The transcript has 2 exons. The coding region runs from base 81 to 1136 and encodes 351 amino acids. Gene Ontology annotation, cellular component: membrane. Gene Ontology annotation, molecular function: lysophosphatidic acid receptor activity.